CUGAUUUAUCUUUUUAAAACCUUGUUUUGUUUUGCUUUGUAGCAAGAGAAUUGUGCCCACAUCUCUCGGAGGAACCAUUUGGUUUCAUAAUUAAUAGAUUUAUCACUUCUGGCAACAAGUUAGGCAAGCAGAAGAAUGAAUUCAACUUCAAGAGAAUUACUUAAGAAUUGGCUACAGUGAUAUAACAGGGUAAUAACUGCUCCAAGGACCAGCCAUCAAGGAGGAAAAGAAAAAGUUUGGCUCCUUCUCUGGUUUCUUCUUUGACAGUCUGUGCACUGGAUGGAUGGGCAUCAUGGUGGAUUACUACAAAAUAUUGGAUGUUCCACAAAGUGCCUCUAUGAACGAUAUCAAAAGAGCGUACCGGAGUAAAGUUCUCAGAUGGCACCCAGAUAAAAAUCCAGAAAAUAGGAAGGAAGCUGAACAGAAGUUCAAAGAGAUCGUGGAAGCCUACAAAAUCCUUUCAGACACUUUGCCUUCUGUUCCAGAAAAUACGCGUGACCACUAUGAUGGAAGCAGCAAGGACACUUUCAAAGAAGCAAAAAAAGCUGAAGCUGAGAAACACCUGUCAGUGUUUGAUCAAGAUGGCAUCAAAAUAUUUUUCACAGGAAAACGUUCCUCUUCAGAUUUUUCUGUGUCCUUCUUCAGUGCUCCUAAAAGGUUUCACCACUUUUCUAUCAUGACGGCCAUCAUUAAUGGUAAAAAAAUCACAACUAAAAGACAUCUUGAGAAUGAGAGCAAGUACUUGGAAGUUGAAGAGGACGGGAAGACGGUAUCUAUCCAUGUUAAUGGCAUACCAGUUUAUGAUAGAGAAAUCAAUAGAGGAACAGGAAAUGAAUGGGAUUACAGGCCAGACAAGGGACACUAUUGUCCAAAUAAGUGGAGUUUUUGGACUUGUGAGAGGCGUCGGUGGGCAGAUGAAUGGCGGCGCUGGGCAAACAAAUGGCGAGACUGGGCAGAAGAGUGCCGGGACUGGGCUGAAGGAAGACACCCUCAGGAAGAGAAAGGUUCCUCUGGAGCUCAUGGCAGGCAUUCCCAGGCAAAUACCUCCAAGGGGAGAGAGCAACAGCACAAGGCAGAUAAGAGCAGUUGUCCCAAGAGUGGGGGAAAGAUUCCUGGAUUUCCCAUGCCUGGAGAGGGAAAAUGUGAUCUAAAAGAGGCACAUUCUAGGACAAAUAAGGGACAAUGCCAGCCAGAUGAGGAAAGCCCCAGAACAGAUAAAGAGUAUUUUGUGUUUCCCAAGCCAGGCGAGAGAAGUUGUGGGGUGCAUGAAGGCCAUUUGAAGACCAACAAGAGACAGCACAGGCCAGAAGAGGGGCCUCCUUUGGCAGAUAGGAGUAACCCUGGGUAUCCUAAGCCAGGAGAGGGGCAUGUUGAGCAAGAAGAAGGGCACAGCAGAACAAAAAAAAGACAACCUAAGCCAGAAGAGGGACAGUCCAGGCGAGACAAGGUGGCUCAUGGACUAGAGAAGCCAGCUCAGGGAUCCCUUGACCCCCUGAAAAUAGACCCCAGGUGUCAUGUAUUUCCCAUGAAACACAAGACAGCUUCUGAAUGUAGCUCUCAGGUUGGGAGCAGAGAGCUCCAUGUUGAAAAACAUGGGGAGCCACGGGCUGGGGAAAAUGAUCCCUAUGUUGUAAAAGGUGAAAAGCUCCUGGGAACGAAGGAUGAAAAACUGGAACUCAAAUGUGAGAAAGGUGGGUCCACUUUAGAUUCUGAACCAGAGAAGAGAACAGAAUUAAAUGGGAUGCUAUUUAAUUCUUCCACUGACACUAAGCCAGAUCUUCAAAGACCAAUGACUUUCUGUAGUGCUAGCGGGCAGCCAUUGAAAAGCAAAGAAUUGCAGAAUCGGACAAGAAGGCUGCACAGCAGGAGGAGCAAGUCUCAGGCUGGGAGAAACAGGUCCUACACCAGCAGAAGCAGAUCCCAGGCCCGGAAAAAUAGGAUGCUCAAUGAUCAUCAUAGAGAGUCUGAAGGUAAUGACCCAUCGAAUGGAGGUGGGGAGGUACUGUCUGAGCUGAAGAAGACCCCUGCACAUUGUAAAAGUCCUCCAAAAAGUAAGAAAAAGGGCCCUCUUCCAACCAUUCAGGUGAGUGAAAUUCCUCUUCACACCAAAAAAAGAUUGCUUAGAAGAAGGACACAUCAAGUCACCCCAGAAACCCCGAAUGAAAAACAUCAGCCUGUCUCUGAAAGUAGUCAGUUCCUGGACAUAAAUGGCCAACGGCGAGGGAGAUUGAUGAAAACGCCUCAUCCCAGUGCACAGCUUCCAAAUAUUCAAGGCCAGAAACUGGGAAUGAAUCACAUCCCAAAUGUGACUCAUUGACUUAUAGGAAGGAUCAAGCUAGCUUUCAGGCAAGUCAGCUCAGUGUCUGGCUCAUGGGCUGUGAUUGCUCCCAUUUAUCCAUUUCCCAUCAGGUAGCAAUGAGAGGCAUCCCAUAUUUGCUAGACUCAGAAAAAAAAGGAGAGUUCCAAGAGGCCAUAUUCAGU
Messenger RNA from Sceloporus undulatus (fence lizard), 2481 nucleotides. RefSeq names its product dnaJ homolog subfamily C member 21-like. Gene Ontology annotation, cellular component: cytosol; endoplasmic reticulum membrane. Gene Ontology annotation, molecular function: ATPase activator activity; Hsp70 protein binding. The coding region runs from base 284 to 2317 and encodes 677 amino acids. The transcript has 9 exons. Gene Ontology annotation, biological process: protein refolding; positive regulation of proteasomal ubiquitin-dependent protein catabolic process. The record is from RefSeq and is a predicted model, not a curated record. NCBI's taxonomy places the organism in Eukaryota, Metazoa, Chordata, Lepidosauria, Squamata, Phrynosomatidae.